This is a messenger RNA of Adineta steineri, 1833 nucleotides long. Lineage: Eukaryota; Metazoa; Rotifera; Eurotatoria; Adinetida; Adinetidae. The record is from the annotation of a GenBank genome assembly.
AUGUAUCCAUCUUCACAAGUAAUACCAUUUCCGAAUGAACAACUUUCUGCAACAAUGCGUCCAUCUGAUAUUCAGGCAUUCGUAAGAUACAAUGAUAAUAUACCACGCUUGUAUCCACCAACUAUACGAGAACCAUGGGCACCAACUAUAAUGACACAACAUCCAUAUCCAACCGUUCCAGAGAAAAAAUCCAUGCUUCCAAGUAAGAAGUUUUUCAUAAUGGCAUCUACAAUAGGAGUUGUCGUUGGUUUGUGUAUUUCUGGUAUUCCAUUAGCAGUUAUGACUACAUUGUAUUUGCAAUUGAAAUCUCAAAUAAGUUCUAAUGGAACAGCAGAUACAAGUAAUUCCAGCAGUUUACCUUCUCAAUGUAGUACAUACACAACCAAUUCCGAUGCAACACGCCGUACUACAUGUACCGGUCCUGCUUAUACUGAUUGUGCUUUGACAGCUGGAUGGUAUCAAUUUACAGGAAGUGGUGGUACUAAAUUAGCUACAACUCCGAGUAGCACAGGUGAUUGCUGCACAACCUAUUCAGGCUGGUUCAAUGGUACUCUUCCAUCCACUUAUGGCACAACAACAGUGGGUAUGAAUUAUUUUCAUAAUAAUUAUAUUUUGGCAGAAAAACCAAUAAAUAUGUUUCCUAACGCCGAUAAACCUACAAAACCUCCUACAACACUUAGUAAAAGAGUACCGUUAACAAAAGCCUAUAGUUGUUCGGAUGCAUCAUCAAAACGUUUUUCUGGUAAUUGUGAAUUUAUAACACCAAGAGAAUUUGUUGAAUUAGUUUCACAAAAUUCGAAUUCACAAAAUCCGCCUAUACUUGAUUGUCGUUCUCAAAUGGAUUUUGGUUCGGAACGUAUACGUUCAUCACAUAAUAUAAAUUGUCGAACAAAAAUUAUGGCGAGAAAAUUAACAUCAAAACGUUUGGAAGAUGUGGAACCAAAUCUAUCAUCAUCAUUAAAUAAAUCUGAUCUUGUCAUUCUCUAUGAUCAAUCAACAGAUAUACCAGAAGAAGAUAAAAUGCGUUCACUACCUAUGAAUCUUGUUGUACAAGCAGCACAAAAAUCAAAUAAAAAAGUUCAAAUUAUUCAAGGUGGUUUAGAUGCUAUUAAAACCGAAUAUCCACAUUUAAUUGAAUGUCCCAUUGAACAAAUUAAACAUAAAACUGAUGAUGAUCUUAUUCCUGUACCAGCAACUCCUGAAUCAAUUGAUAAAGAAAAUGUUGUUAUGACAGAAAUUAUACCACAUAUAUUUGUUGGUAAUUUAAAUGAUGCACAAAAUCUAGAUCGUUUAACUCAACAUGGCAUUACACAUGUUGUAAACUGUACACCAGAUCUACCAUUUUAUUCGGAAAAUAAACAUAAAUGUUUACGAAUUGAUGUACUUGAUUUACCAUCACAAAAUAUUCGUAAAUAUUUUGAUACUGCUGUAGAAUUUAUUGAUAAUGCUUUACGUUCAAAAGGUAAUGUUCUUGUACAUUGUUCAGCUGGUAUUAGUCGAAGUCCAACAUUAGUACUUGCUUAUUUAAUGAAAAAAAAUCAUUGGACAUUAGAUGUAGCAUUUGAUAAAAUGAGAAAAUUACGUCAAAUAGUUGAUCCUAAUAUGAGUUUUAUAAUUCAAUUAAGAGAGUGGGAAAAAACUCUAAUAUCAAAUACAACAUCAACACCAUCACUACCGACAACACCAAUACCAACAUCAGAAAUUCAUGAUGAAAAUUCAGGUAUAAAUAAUAGUCCUAAUAUAAGAUCAGCAACAAAUACAUAUUGUGGAUCAACAUCAAAAAGUAAGACAGAUGCAAAAAAUUGUACUGAUGCUACUAUUACAGUUAAUUAA